This is a messenger RNA of Anisakis simplex (herring worm), 768 nucleotides long. NCBI's taxonomy places the organism in Eukaryota, Metazoa, Nematoda, Chromadorea, Rhabditida, Anisakidae. The record is from the annotation of a GenBank genome assembly.
GAUUUGAUCGAAAACGGUAAUGGAUGCAAAAUGACGCUUAAUAGUCACCACUGGGAAGCAGAAAUGUGCUGUUGUGCGACGGAUUUAUGCAAUACGAAGGGACUGCAACAGACUAGCACAUCGACAGCAAGUUACACGAACUUGACAUCUAAGCCGACACUCGCUGCUGACCCAGCCAACGAAACCUCGUAUGAGAAUUUGAUUUCGGCUAGUCAAUUUGUAACGCCACAGGUUUCAACUGAGAAUAAAACCUCAACCCAUAUCGAUAAACCGGAAAACUUGACGUCCACAUCGAAUGGACCUUCGCCAACUGAAAGACCUUCAAGUGGAUCGUCGCCAGUUUCAUCUCAACUUCCAUGUGCAACUGACCCAAUUGAGACUAAGACUUCACAAGGUUCAUCUCGGGCAUCACAUCAAUCUUCAACAACACCGAUCGAAAGUUCCACUGAAAAACCCUCAACCGAAACGCAAAAUGCAAGAUAUUCAUCUAGAUUUACCAGAGUAGCAACAUCAAUUCAACAAGGUAACACAGCGUCGCCGUCUCAAAAUGUCAGCCAGACUUUAUCAACUCAAACUCNAUCAUUAUUAACUGGCGUUAAGAAGCCAGAAGGCUCUGCGGCGAUUUCAAAAGAAGCUUCGCCAUCUGAAAGCGAAAGUUCGCGAGUUUCAUCUCAAUUUGCAAGUGCAUUUGACCCAAAUGAGACUGAGAAUUCAUCUGAGUCUUUGCUUCAAUCUUCAUCAGCGCCGACUGAAGUGAAGUUCCAGUGA